AUGUUUUCUUCCAAAACAGAGUAUGACAGGGGUGUGAAUACCUUCAGCCCCGAGGGACGAAUCUUCCAGAUUGAGUACGCGAUCGAGGCCAUCAAGCUGGGAAGCACGAGUCUUGGCAUCCAAACCCCUGAUGCGGUUAUUAUUGCCGCGGAAAAGCGGGUGCCCUCUGUAUUGGUUGAUCCUUCCAGUAUGAACAAGAUUUUAGAGAUCGACUACCACAUGGGUACGGUACUGAGCGGCAUGGUGGCGGAUGCGCGAAUUCUGGUCGAGCAUGCUCGUGUGGAAGCGCAGAAUCACCGUUUCACUUAUGACGAGCCAAUGCGCGUUGAAUCGUGCGCGUUGGCCACAUGUGAUUUAUCGAUCCGGUUUGGUGAAGGUGGGGGAGGCAAGAAGUUGAUGUCCAGGCCAUUUGGCGUUUCCCUCCUCAUUGCCGGUGUCGAUGAAAACGGUCCCCAGCUUUGGCAAACGGACCCUAGCGGCACUUACACCCGCUACGAUGCGCAAGCAAUUGGUGCUGGUGCUGAAGCUGCCCAAACUGUUUUUAAUGAACGCUAUCACCGCAAUAUGACUGUUGAGGAGGCCGAAAAUCUGGCAGUGCAGAUCUUGAAACAAGUGAUGGAAGAGGAGCUGACCAAAAGCAACAUUGAAAUUGCUAUUGUCUCUGUCUCCACGGGAAAGUUGGACAUAUAUGAUCAGGAGCGAAUUCAACGAAUCAUUGAACGUCUCAAGGAAGAGUAA
Trypanosoma rangeli is the source of this 738-nucleotide messenger RNA. RefSeq names its product proteasome alpha 5 subunit. NCBI's taxonomy places the organism in Eukaryota, Euglenozoa, Kinetoplastea, Trypanosomatida, Trypanosomatidae. Gene Ontology annotation, cellular component: proteasome core complex, alpha-subunit complex; nucleus; proteasome core complex. The transcript has a single exon. Gene Ontology annotation, biological process: proteasome-mediated ubiquitin-dependent protein catabolic process. Bases 1 to 738 code for a protein of 245 amino acids. The record is from RefSeq and is a predicted model, not a curated record.